CCCAGCCGGCUCCCCGCGGCCCCGGAGGUUUCACUGCACAACAAGAUGGCGGCAGCGGCGGCGAGCGGAGCUGGCGGGGCUGCGGUGGCCGGAGCUGGGGGAUCCGGGCCGGCGGGCCGCCUGCUGCCUCCGCCCGCCCCGGGGCCCCCGGCCGCCCCGGCUGCCGUGCCCCCAGCGGCCGGCCCGCCGCGUCCCGCAGCCCCGGCCUCCCGCGGGCCGAUGCCGGCUCGCAUCGGCUACUACGAGAUCGACCGCACCAUCGGCAAGGGCAACUUCGCUGUGGUCAAGCGGGCCACGCACCUCGUCACCAAGGCCAAGGUUGCUAUCAAGAUCAUAGAUAAGACCCAGCUGGAUGAAGAAAAUUUAAAGAAGAUUUUCCGGGAAGUUCAAAUUAUGAAGAUGCUUUGCCACCCCCAUAUCAUCAGGCUCUACCAGGUUAUGGAAACAGAACGGAUGAUUUAUCUGGUGACAGAAUAUGCUAGUGGAGGGGAAAUAUUUGACCACCUGGUGGCCCAUGGUAGAAUGGCAGAAAAGGAGGCCCGUCGGAAGUUCAAACAGAUCGUCACAGCUGUGUAUUUUUGUCACUGUCGGAACAUUGUCCAUCGUGAUUUAAAAGCUGAAAAUUUGCUUCUGGAUGCCAAUCUGAAUAUCAAAAUAGCAGAUUUCGGCUUCAGUAACCUCUUCACUCCUGGGCAGCUGCUGAAGACCUGGUGUGGCAGUCCUCCCUAUGCUGCACCAGAACUCUUUGAAGGAAAGGAGUAUGAUGGGCCCAAAGUGGACAUCUGGAGUCUUGGAGUCGUCCUCUAUGUGCUUGUGUGCGGUGCCCUACCAUUUGAUGGGAGCACACUGCAGAAUCUGCGGGCCCGGGUGCUGAGUGGAAAGUUCCGCAUCCCAUUUUUUAUGUCCACAGAAUGUGAGCACUUGAUCCGUCACAUGUUGGUGUUAGACCCGAAUAAGCGCCUCUCAAUGGAGCAGAUCUGUAAGCACAAGUGGAUGAAGCUAGGGGAUGCUGAUCCCAACUUCGACAGGUUAAUAGCCGAAUGCCAGCAACUGAAGGAAGAAAGACAGAUGGACCCUCUGAAUGACGACGUCCUCUUGGCCAUGGAAGACAUGGGACUAGACAAAGAGCGGACACUACAGUCAUUAAGAUCAGAUGCCUAUGAUCACUAUAGUGCAAUCUACAGCCUGCUGUGUGAUCGACAUAAGAGACAUAAAACCCUGCGUCUCGGAGCACUUCCUAGCAUGCCCCGAGCCAUGGCAUUUCAAGCACCAGUCAAUAUCCAGGCGGAGCAGGCAGGUACCGCUAUGAACAUCAGCGUCCCCCAGGUACAACUGAUCAACCCAGAGAACCAAAUCGUGGAGCCGGAUGGGGCAGUGAACUUGGACAGUGAUGAGGGUGAAGAACCUUCCCCUGAAGCGUUGGUCCGCUAUUUGUCAAUGAGGAGGCACACAGUGGGUGUGGCUGACCCACGCACGGAAGUUAUGGAAGAUCUGCAGAAGCUCCUUCCUGGCUUUCCUGGAGUCACUCCUCAGGCUCCAUUCCUGCAGGUGGCCCCUAACAUGAACUUCAUGCACAACCUCUUGCCCAUGCAAAAUUUGCAGCCAACCGGGCAGCUUGAGUACAAGGAGCAGUCUCUGUUACAGCCACCCACCCUACAGCUGCUGAAUGGAAUGGGCCCCCUUGGCCGGAGGGCAUCAGAUGGAGGAGCCAACAUCCAACUGCAUGCCCAACAGCUGCUGAAGCGCCCACGGGGACCCUCCCCACUUGUCACCAUGACACCAGCAGUGCCAGCAGUUACCCCUGUGGACGAGGAGAGCUCGGAUGGGGAGCCAGAUCAGGAAGCUGUGCAGAGGUACUUGGCAAAUAGGUCCAAAAGACAUACACUGGCCAUGACCAACCCUACAGCUGAGAUCCCACCGGACCUACAACGGCAGCUAGGACAGCAGCCUUUCCGUUCCCGGGUCUGGCCUCCUCACCUGGUACCUGAUCAGCAUCGCUCUACCUACAAGGACUCCAACACCCUGCACCUCCCCACGGAGCGUUUCUCCCCUGUGCGCCGGUUCUCAGAUGGGGCUGCAAGCAUCCAGGCCUUCAAAGCUCACCUGGAAAAAAUGGGCAACAACAGCAGCAUCAAACAGUUGCAGCAGGAGUGUGAGCAGCUGCAGAAGAUGUACGGGGGGCAGAUUGAUGAAAGAACCCUGGAGAAGACCCAGCAGCAACAUAUGCUGUACCAGCAGGAGCAGCACCAUCAAAUUCUCCAGCAGCAAAUUCAAGACUCUAUCUGUCCUCCUCAACCUUCCCCACCUCUUCAGGCUGCGUGUGAAAAUCAACCAGCCCUCCUCACCCACCAGCUCCAGAGGUUAAGGAUUCAACCUUCAAGUCCACCCCCCAACCACCCCAACAACCAUCUCUUCAGGCAACCGAGUAAUAGUCCUCCCCCCAUGAACAAUGCCAUGAUCCAGUCACACGGUGCUGCCUCUGCCUCCCAGUUCCAAGGCUUACCCUCCCGCAGUGCAAUCUUCCAGCCCCAGCCCGAGAACUGUUCCCCUCCUCCUAAUGUGGCACUAACCUGCUUGGGCAUGCAGCAGCCUACCCAGUCACAGCAGGUGACCAUCCAAGUACAAGAGCCAGUUGAUAUGCUCAGCAACAUGCCAGGGACAGCUGCAGGCUCUGCCGGGCGGGGCAUCUCGAUCAGCCCCAGUGCCAGUCAGAUUCAGAUGCAGCACCGCACCAACCUGAUGGCCACCUUCAGCUAUGGGCACCGACCCUUGUCCAAGCAGCUGAGUGCUGACAGCGCAGAGGCCCACAGCUUGAACGUGAAUCGGUUCUCCCCUGCUAACUACGACCAGGCGCAGUUACACCCCCACCUGUUUUCGGACCAGUCCCGGGGUUCCCCCAGCAACUACAGCCCUUCUACAGGAGUGGGAUUCCCUCCAACCCAAGCCCUGAAAGUCCCUCCACUUGACCAAUUCCCCACCUUCCCUCCCAGUGCACAUCAGCAAGCGCCACACUAUACUACAUCGGCACUACAGCAGGCCCUGCUGUCCCCCACGCCGCCAGACUACACCAGACACCAGCAGGUACCCCACAUCCUUCAAGGACUGCUCUCUCCCCGGCAUUCGCUCACCGGCCACUCGGACAUUCGGUUGCCCCCAGCAGAGUUUGCACAGCUCAUUAAAAGGCGGCAGCAGCAGCAGCAACAGCAGCAACAACAACAGCAGCAAGAGUACCAAGAGUUGUUCAGGCACAUGAACCAAGGGGAUGCUGGGAGCAUGGCUCCCAGCCUCGGGGGACAGAGUAUGACAGAGUGCCAGGCUUUAUCUUAUCAAAAUGCUGACUCUUAUCACCACCACCACAACAGCCCCCAGCAUCUUCUACAAAUUAGGGCACAAGAAUGUAUCUCACAGGUGUCCUCACCCACCCCGUCCCAUGGGUAUGCUCAUCAGCCAGCAAUAAUGCAUUCAGAGAGCAUGGAAGAGGACUGCACAUGUGAGGGGGCCAAGGAGGGCUUUCUGGACAGCAGGAGUUCAAAUACAUUGACCAAAGGUUGCCACGACAGCCCCCUGCUCUUGAGUACCGGUGGACCUGGGGACCCUGAAUCUUUGCUAGGAACUGUGAGUCAUGCCCAGGAAUUGGGAAUACAUCCCUAUGGACAUCAGCCGACUGCUGCGUUCAGUAGAAAUAAGGUGCCCAGCCGAGAGUCUGUCAUAGGGAACUGCAUGGAUAGAAGUCCUCCAGGACAAGCUCUGGAGCUGCCAGAUCACAAUGGGCUUGGGUAUCCAGCACGGCCCUCAGUCAGUGAGCACCACAGGCCCCGGACCCUCCAGAGACAUCACACGAUCCAGAACAGUGACGAUGCUUAUGUACAGCUGGAUAACUUGCCAGGAAUGAGUCUUGUGGCUGGGAAAGCACUUAGUUCUGCUCGGAUGUCAGAUGCAGUGCUCAGUCAGUCUUCGCUCAUGGGCAGCCAGCAGUUUCAGGAUGGGGAAAACGAAGAAUGUGGGGUGAGUCUGGGAGGUCACGAGCACGCCGACCUGGGUGAUGGCAGCCAGCAUUUAAACUCCUCUUGCUAUCCAUCUACGUGUAUUACAGACAUUCUGCUCAGCUACAAGCACCCCGAGGUCUCCUUCAGCAUGGAGCAGGCAGGCGUCUAACACGCAAUGGAAAGUUUGUGUACAGCUUGGGAAUGAGAAGUUUGACUUUAAACCAACAGUAUCUAGCAGCGUUGCGCCAAAUUGCCAUUGUGUUUCUCUCCACCCAGAAUAUCAUGGCUCCUUUCCUCACAUUUGGUUCAUCAGUGUGCUAUUCUUUUGGGUUCUGAGGGGGUUUUGCCAUGUUUGCUUAUAUGACCAAGUCACCAAGGAAAUAAACAGGAAAUCCAUGUUGUCCAUCUUUUGUGAAAGUGUAUUUGGUGUAUUUGAGUUGGGAGGGAUGUUUUUGUUUUACUUGGGGGUUUGUUUGUGCUUUUUUGGUUGGUUUCGUUUUCGGUAUUUUCUUCUGGAGGUGAUUUUCUUUCUCUUUUUCUGGUCCUUCUGGAUCUUUCUUUCUUGUUUUUUGUCUAUGUUUUUUGUAUAUUUCUUCCUUUUCAUUUCUGAGACAGGAGAGCCAGCAGUUAGAGUUCAGGGGCCAGGGCCUUAGGCCACUCCCCUCGCAGGCUUCAUCGAGAGCACCCUCCCUUGCUCCACAUUGCUCUUCCACGGGAGCAAAUGUAAAGGGAGAGCAUCUCUAGAAUCUCAGUGGCAGAGAAGGGAGAGGGAAGGGGUGAUGGCCUCUGGCCCUUGGAGAACAAAAAGAGCAAAAAAUAAGAAGAGUGGGAAACACCAGGCCUGGACCUGGAGGUCUCUGCUGGUGGAUCUGCUGAAAAUGCACCUGACCUGCACAGAGGCUACGAGUGACCUGGUGGCAUUUGGUCGCCAGCAGGGAGGUCUCAGCUUGAGCCUCUUUUUGGUAUAUAACUCAGCUCCCCUCUGGCAACCUGCAAAGUUGAUCGCCAUUCCCACCCUGCUGGUUCUGCCCAUGAACUGAACGCCCAUCAGUGGUGCACUCUGCUUUGUGCGUCUUUUCUUUCUCAUUUUAUAUUGUGUUAUGAAAAGGAUUGUUUUUCCAUUUGUGUGUGUGUGUGUGUGUGUGUGUGUGUGUGUUUCCCUUCCAGCCUCUUUGUCACAGGCAAGAAGAAUAGGAGGUUGUCUUGGGUCCUGCCUGUCUCUCAACCUCCUCCUCCCCAGGCAUCCUCAGCCCCUAUAUUUUAAUUCUUAAUCAUGUAGGAAUUGUUUUUGGUAAAUGUUGAUAUUAUUGUUAUUAUUA
This is a messenger RNA of Sciurus carolinensis (gray squirrel), 5305 nucleotides long. It is a transcript of the gene Sik3, whose product is annotated as SIK family kinase 3. Lineage: Eukaryota; Metazoa; Chordata; Mammalia; Rodentia; Sciuridae. The transcript has 25 exons. Gene Ontology annotation, molecular function: tau-protein kinase activity; ATP binding; protein serine/threonine kinase activity. Bases 46 to 4155 code for a protein of 1369 amino acids. Gene Ontology annotation, cellular component: cytoplasm. The record is from RefSeq and is a predicted model, not a curated record. Gene Ontology annotation, biological process: microtubule cytoskeleton organization; protein phosphorylation; intracellular signal transduction.